This is a messenger RNA of Ictalurus punctatus (channel catfish), 1373 nucleotides long. It is a transcript of the gene rpf1, whose product is annotated as ribosome production factor 1 homolog. Lineage: Eukaryota; Metazoa; Chordata; Actinopteri; Siluriformes; Ictaluridae. Gene Ontology annotation, cellular component: nucleolus; preribosome, large subunit precursor. Gene Ontology annotation, molecular function: rRNA primary transcript binding. The record is from RefSeq and is marked provisional. Gene Ontology annotation, biological process: maturation of 5.8S rRNA; maturation of LSU-rRNA.
ACGUGCGUUCGCAAACGCUCAAUAACAGCCACAACAUGGAUUUCGUUGAGGUACCAGUGUCCGAAGAUGUACCUAGUGCUAAGGGUAAAGUUAAAAAACAAAAGAAACAAAAGAAAAGUGGCGAGAAAGCGACUGAAAAUGUCCCAGCAGAGUCUGAACCCGCAGAGUUCAGUUCCUCAUUACCUCCUACAUUCAGCUUGUCGGAAAUAAAAAAUAAACAGCGAAGACACCUUAUGUUUAUGAAGUUCAAGCAAGAGAAAAGAAAGCAAAAAUUGCAGUUGAGAAAGAAAAGAAAAAAGGAGAGAGAAGCACUUGGUGACAAGGCACCACCGAAAGAAGUUCCAAAGACUAUUGAAAAUCAGAGAAUACACGAUGAGACAACAGUAGACCCAGAGGAUGAGGAGGUGGCUUUUGAUGAAGGCACAGAUGAGUUCUCAGCAUACUUCAACAAACUGAUAAACCCUAAAGUUCUCAUCACUACCUCAGACAGACCAAGAGGGAGAACUGUAAGGUUUUGUGAGCAGUUAGCAACAGUCAUACCGAAUGCACAUGUGUACUACAGAAGAGGUCUUGCUCUGAAGAGGAUCAUUCCUCAGUGUGUAUCCCGUGAUUUCACCUACCUCAUGGUCAUCAAUGAGGACCGAAAAGUGCCAAAUGGUAUGGUUCUCUGUCACCUUCCUGAUGGACCAACUGCACAUUUUAAAGUCAGUAGUGUUCGACUCCGAAAAGAGAUGAAGAGAAAAGGAAAGGCACCAACAGAACACUAUCCAGAGGUCAUUCUGAAUAACUUCACCACUAGACUGGGCCACAGCAUCGGCCGUUUGUUUGCUGCACUUUUUCCUCAGGAUCCACAGUUUGUAGGUAGACAGGUUGCCACUUUCCACAACCAGCGAGACUUCAUCUUCUUCAGGUUUCACAGGUACAUCUUCAAGAAUGAGAAAAAAGUGGGUAUUCAGGAACUAGGGCCCCGGUUCACUCUUAAGCUGCGUUCUCUGCAGAAAGGGACAUUUGACUCCAAGUUUGGGGAGUAUGAAUGGGUUCAUAAGCGCCAUGAAAUGGACACCAGCAGAAGAAAAUUCCAUCUCUGAAGACAGUGGGGAGUAAAAUAUCACCCUGAUGAGAUGAUAUUUAAAGUGCAGCCAGUUGAAUUGUUGCUAUUGUAAAAAUGUGUAUCAUUUAAAUCAAUUCUGAUCAUCGGUCCAAAUGGAGAUUUUAUACAUUGGAUGAAUUAGAAGAGGGGUCUUAGAUUUUGAUGGCAAAAUGUGUCUCAGAUGUGCAGCCGGUCACUCUGAUGUAUAUCAUAAUGUGCUGUGGUGUUUACUACCUACAUGUUAAGGAAGAAUGUUUCUAUUAUAUUCUAAACAAGCUUGGCU